Chaetomium fimeti is the source of this 2199-nucleotide messenger RNA. Its product is annotated as P-loop containing nucleoside triphosphate hydrolase protein. Bases 1 to 2199 code for a protein of 732 amino acids. The transcript has 5 exons. Gene Ontology annotation, molecular function: ADP binding; protein binding. Lineage: Eukaryota; Fungi; Ascomycota; Sordariomycetes; Sordariales; Chaetomiaceae. The record is from RefSeq and is a predicted model, not a curated record.
AUGGCAUCACAGUCUCUACGCCAUCACACCAUCCCCUAUCCCCAGAACCCCGACUUUUAUGGGAGGGAUGACAUACUCCAAGCUAUAGCUUCUGCCUUCGAGAGGCAAGCUACUAGCAUAUCAUCGGUCGCGCUAUGGGGUGCUGCUGGUAUUGGGAAAACGCAAAUCGCGCUCGAGGUUGCCCACAAACACUGGGCAGACGGAGGACGAGCCAUCCUGUGGAUUGCGAGCGAGACCUCUGCCGAGACUACCAAAUCCUUCUACGAUGCGGCGCGGGAGCUACAGUUGGAGGGUUAUUCUAAGAAUGCCCCGGCUACGAACCGAAAGCUGGUGCUCCAGUGGCUCCAAAACACAGAUAUCCCAUGGCUCCUCGUUCUCGACGGUGUUGAGGAUCAAGACCAAUUGGUCGGAAGCUGGCCUACGGUUGGUCGUGGAAGGAUUCUGGUAACUUAUCGGGGCCAACUGCUUGCCGAGUCUGGGCCGGCCGCAACAUUACUCGAGGUCCCUGCUUUUACGAUUACCCAAAGCACCGAGUUAAUACUUCGGAUUCUGGACGAGGAUCCGGCGAUGGCGGACGAGGUGAAGGCAACAAACGAGCUGUCAGCAAAGCUCGGCGGGCUCCCGCUUGCCGUUGACGCCAUAGCCAAACAGAUCAAGACCUCACGCCAGUUUAGGUCAGUUGCCGAGUACCUGCCAUACUUUGAGCAAAAUGAGAGUUCGGCUCUGAAGUCACCGAGGCGUUGGACUAGUAACUUCUGGUACUUAAAGAACCUGGACGGCCUGUGGCAGUCAGACUUUGACAAAUUGGAUGAGAAUGCCUCCAGACUGUUGGGUAUACUCUGUUUCAUGAGUCCCGAAUCCAUUCCGAUGUUUUUAUUUCAGGAUAACGAUCGGUUUCGAUGGCAUCCUUCAGAAAACACAGCAGUAACGGACCUGGGAAUCUUCGAUGCUGCCGACUAUCUUCUCGUCUGCUCACUAGUCCGAAUUAACACCAAGACGGGCUUCAUUGCGGUGCACCGUCUCAUACAGGAAAGCUACUUCUCCCAGAUGACAGCAGAAUCCCAGCGUGAGGCAUUCCAUGGAGCCCUCAUUCUGCUACGAGCCCAUUUUCCGCGGCAACAGGGCUCGAAACACUUGUGGGUAGAUCGGGAUAGCUGUGACACUUUGCACCCGCACGUCAUGGCAUUCAACGAGCGAUACAAGUCUAUGAAAGCUCCUGACAACUUCUCGACUGAAAUGUCACAAUACACCGAACUCAUUCAAGACCACGCAUGGUACAUGGUCGAAAUCCAACACUUCCGCCAAGCGGAGGACUCGCUCUUGUCCCUCCUGGCCACCACUGACAAGAACUCCCUUCCCGCCGCUAGAAUCCACCGCAGUCUCAUUGGUCUAUAUGAGAGGACAGGACGCAGCAACAAGGCGUGCGCCGCUGCUACAAGGGAAUUUGCCAUUCUACGGAAGCAUCUUCCAGACAGGGAUGCAGAUAUGGCCAACGCCCACAGCAAUAUCGGCUACACCUUGGUCUCGGCAUACAAGGCAUCCGAGGCCAUUGCCCAUCUCAACACAGCAGUAGCCAUAGCGAAGUCGCACCCCAAGCCGGUGUGUUACCAAGACUACAAUAUUGAUCGGUUCCUGCGGAAUAGGGGCCGCUGCAAGCAGCAACUCGGCCAGCUUGACGAGGCUCUACAGGACUUUCUCGAGGCCGAGUACUACCAGGCCAAGAUCUACGGGCCUGGCGAUCAUUAUGACGGAGAAACAAAAUACGAGCGCGCCAAGAUCGCCGCACAGCAGGGCGACCUCGAGACCGCCGCAAAACUCGGCCGCAAAGCCCACAAGCUGCUUGCCGCCGGCAAACCGACACACGCGAGCGUCGCCGCGGCGCUGUACCACCGCGCCCGUAUCGCGAUGCUCCACAACAACAACAACAAAACGGCCCUAAAGCACCUCCAAGACGCGGUGGCCAUCUGCCGGCGCAACGAGGCGCACGGCGGCAACCCGGGCGAGGCCGCGCGGGUGCAGUGGCGCAUGUCGCUGGUGUUUGAGCGCAUGGACAUGGCUGAGGAGGCCGGGUUGUUGAGGGCGGAGGCGGAGGAGGCGAGGUGGGAGUUGUUGGCGACGGGGGAUUAUGCUGUUGUUGGGGAUGAUGGGGCGGAUGAGGAGGCGGAGUGGGAUGCGUUGGUUGGGUUGCUUUAUCGGUGA